UAUAUAUAAGGCCACUGUGAUCAAAUGUUAUUUAGCCUGACUGCUGCAGUUAAGACAGUUUCCAGAAACUUCGAGAUGUUUUCGCUUUUUCGCGCGCUUUUGCUCGUGGUGGUCGCGUGUCUCCAGCGCACGUGCCAGCAGCAACCGUCGGAGCCGUCAAUCGGCGAACUCCUGACGAACGAUGACCAACGGCGUUUUUGCAGUGGAGGGUUAGAGUUAAGUUAUCCAGAUUUGGACGUUCAUUCCUGCUUGAUCAUCCCUAAGAAGUUCAGAAAGAAGAUCACUCAAGAAUGGAGACCUCCACAGGUUUGGCUGGCCACGGCGGACGAGAAGAAGAAGUACACGUUGAUGAUGGUGGAUCCUGACGCCCCUAGCCGUACCAAACCCAUUUCAGCCCACUGGAGGCACUGGCUGCUGGCUGAUAUAAAAGGACAGUCACUCAGAACAGGAGACGUUAAAGGCACUUUGCUAUCCGAGUACGCUCGUCCCACACCUCCUAAGCGCAGUGGCUUUCACCGUUACCAAUUCCUCGUGUACGAGCAGAACACAGGCCAGGUGUUGUCUCUCAGCAAGCAGGAAAAGAGCUCUCUGGGAAACUGGGAUCCUCAAGCAUUUGUGAAGAGGUUUGGACUUGUCGGUCCCAUCGCCUCAAUCCAGUUUUUUACCCAGAACUUUAAUGAUUAGAUGAUGAUGCCAUACAUCUGACUCUAAGCUUACGCUUUGUGCAACUAUGCACCCAUCAGCAUCAUAAAAAAAUUUAAAAAGAAUUUAAUGUUUUUCUUCCAGAUAAAUAUAAGUCAUGGGUUUUCUUUACAUUGUUGUGUAUGGACUAUUAAAUGGAUUUUUGGAAAUAGGGUUUAAUUACUUGAUGUACUGUACAAUCAAAAACUGUAUUUUAGGGUAUUUUAGGAUGUUUAAUCUGCCGUGAGAGUGUCAUAAACAUGUUGA
Messenger RNA from Clarias gariepinus (North African catfish), 948 nucleotides. Its product is annotated as phosphatidylethanolamine-binding protein 4. The coding region runs from base 25 to 684 and encodes 219 amino acids. Lineage: Eukaryota; Metazoa; Chordata; Actinopteri; Siluriformes; Clariidae. The record is from RefSeq and is a predicted model, not a curated record. The transcript is spliced from 7 exons.